UAUCUCAGAGUCUUACACACCAAAACGCCAAUCAUGCAGAUCUUUGGUCUAUUAUUCUCUGUGUUGAUGUUGUUCUUAAUUUCCGAACUUCAAGCUGACAUUGGAGACGAUGCCCAGAAAGCAACUGAUGUUGUAAAGGCGGGAAUUGAAGCUACUGUAGCCAUUACCGACAUCAUCGAGGGUGUCCAAGUUCUAACUAAAUUCUCAACAAUGCUUGGCAAAGUAAAUCCGUAUCUAGCUGCCAUUGGACCCGUUAUGGAUAUCAUAACCAUAUUUCUGCCGAAACAAGAGGAUCCAACUUUAACCUUCUUAAAAACGAAAUUUUCAGAAGUAGAUUCUAAGUUCAGAAAUAUGGAAAGACUUUUCGACCAAGUAACUAAUCUGAUUAAAUCAAAAGCCCUGAAAACGCAGUUUUCCGGAAUUGAACAAAGUGUUAAGGUUUUGUCAUAUCGACUUAAUAUGUUAAUGAAAGCUCCUAAAGAUGCUGUCAAUGGACAAAAGUCGCGCUUCAUUAAGGAUUUCGAGGUCAGUUAUCAAAGUGCAGCGAAAAAAAUAUAUAACGGCAUUAUGACCAAGCAGCACUUUACAGACAACAUUCCAGACGAAGCAAUGGCCUAUUCAAAUUACGAUCGUAGAAAGAUGCAGUCGGUAAUGGCUGGAUGUGUCGGGCUUCUUAUGACAGCUGUGAAGGUAAAUCUUGCCUACCUAGAGCUCACAAACAAUAGAGCAAACUAUGAAAUGGAAAAAAGAGAAUGGGAGAAAAACAUCAAAGACGUUCUACAGAAAGUAAAAGACGUGGAUCAGCAAGUCACUCAUGCCUGGGGAGAUCAGAAGUUUAAAGAUUUGAAACAGCUUUCUGCACAAUAUAGACACGAAAACCAUGAACAAUUUGCAAAGCGUUUAUUCAAUUUCUACUCAAAGAAAUAUUAUUGGAGGGAUUGGGUCGUCAUCGUCUACAAUGAAAUGGCGGAGAAUACUGGCACGAAUGGACAUGCUUUUGAUCUCUGUGGAGGAGACAAAUAUUUGCAAAAAGACGGAAGGAAUGUCUUAACAUCUAGCGUGCCAAAAGAAAGAAGCAAGAUGUACACAUACUAUUAUCAAAGACAAUUAAGCCAUAUUAGAACUGAGACAGUGGUUUGGGGGGUUCAUUACCCAUGGAAAGCAAUAUCUGUCUUGAAUCAAAUUAGACGGGUUAGCCAUUCUAAUGUGUGCAUGAAAGCUGUCAUUUCUGACCGACAAAAUAUACAUGCCAAAGGUUCCCAUGGUCGCUUAGUCGGCAAAUGGAAAUACUUUUAUAACAUGUACAUUUUCGGCUAAAGUACAAAAUGCAUAUCUGCUGUUUGCUGAAUAAAGUAC
Molecule: messenger RNA, 1356 nt
Organism: Saccostrea cuccullata (small rock oyster)
Lineage: Eukaryota; Metazoa; Mollusca; Bivalvia; Ostreida; Ostreidae
Exons: 2
Coding region: 34-1317 (427 amino acids)
Source: RefSeq, a predicted model, not a curated record